Messenger RNA from Owenia fusiformis, 1186 nucleotides. The record is from the annotation of a GenBank genome assembly. Lineage: Eukaryota; Metazoa; Annelida; Polychaeta; Sabellida; Oweniidae.
CUUUAAGCUAUUUUUCAGUCAUAUCUUCAGAGGGCUGAAAAAGUUAUUUCAUCAUGUUUAUGUAUCUUGGUUAAAAAAAUCCUCUUUAAUUAAGUACCAUGAGACCUUCAACCACAGAAUAUGUACACGAGAAAUAUAGGCAUUAUUUUAUUUAUUUACGACAUAUCACUGCCCCUCUUAUACAGCUGGAUGCAUAGUUUGUUUUUAUCUAAAGACGAUCCAUACCCAUUAACAACAGGACUGAGAACACGAGCUUUAGGUUCAAGGACGUAGGUUGUUCAGUGUAUUUGUAUAAGGACACGAUUAAAAUACACUUUAUGCACUUAAACAAGAAUAGUUCAUAAUGUGCAACUACAGUACAUGUAUAUUUAAUCUGCAUCUCUCAAUAAAAGGCAAUUCAUACUAUACAACAGGAUAGUAUGAUUAGAGUUGCUGUUCUUGGAGCCACUGGGCAGACAGGAACGAGGGUGGUUCAGCAAGCGCUUGAUGCCGGUCAUGCAGUUAAGGCUCUCGUUAGGAGCCCUGAAAAAAUGAGCAUUAAACACGAACGUCUACAGAUAGAAAAGGUUAACAUAUUUGACACAUCGAGUAUGUUACCUCAUUUCAAAGAUACAGAUGCGAUUGUUCAUUGCGUUGGUGUUAACGUACAAUGGAACCCGACAACACUCUUUAGUGAUUCAAUAAAGGCCAUCGUUGAAGCCAUGCGAGGAGCUCAAAUCAAGAAAAUUGCAAUUCUGUCACUGCAACUAUCAGACGCAAAAAUUUCAGAAGAAUUUGGAUGGUUGAUGAAAUGGGCGUUUUCCCUUUUCUUCUGGUUCAUUAAACCGAUAACUGAUGAUGUGGUAAAAAUGGAGCACUAUCUGCAAGGAGAGUGUGACGAUCUUGAAUGGACAGCAGUCAAACCUGUACAGUUGGUGAACAAACCUCCAUCAGGUAAAAUCAUUCACCACAACGAAGGGCAGUAUCUUGAAGGAGGACAAAACUGGACUAUUUCCCGAGGAGACGUUGCAAAGUUUAUGCUUCAAGUAGUGACUAGUAAGGACAAAGAAUUUGCAAACAAAUUGAUCUCUAUGGGAACAAAGGACUGAGCUAUAACAUAUCACUUGUACCAGCCCAUAACAUAUCAAGUUGCCUUGCUGUCGUCAAGAACAGUAUACUUGGUGUUAGCGAGACGAAGAAAUGGUAA